This is a messenger RNA of Mustela erminea (ermine), 2842 nucleotides long. It is a transcript of the gene PARP16, whose product is annotated as poly(ADP-ribose) polymerase family member 16. The record is from RefSeq and is a predicted model, not a curated record. Bases 615 to 1526 code for a protein of 303 amino acids. Gene Ontology annotation, biological process: endoplasmic reticulum unfolded protein response. The transcript has 6 exons. Lineage: Eukaryota; Metazoa; Chordata; Mammalia; Carnivora; Mustelidae. Gene Ontology annotation, molecular function: kinase binding; NAD+ poly-ADP-ribosyltransferase activity; protein serine/threonine kinase activator activity. Gene Ontology annotation, cellular component: nuclear envelope; intracellular anatomical structure; endoplasmic reticulum tubular network.
GGGGCGCGCAGUCGGACGCGGGAGUCCCUCCAGCGGGCAGGGCACCGCGGGCUGACGCGCACCGCCAGCGGAACGCAGGCGGCGCCAGGGGCAGCCGGGCGAGCGCCGGGGCUUCGGCGGUGCAGGGCGGAGGCGGAACAGGAAGGCACAGGCGGCGCAGCAGCUUCUCUCGGCGCGGAGAGGGGGCUCGUCCCCUGCUUCCCCCUGAGGGUGCCCGCCCCACCCCUGCCCCAGGCUCCUAUAGAGGACACGUGUCAGCACGUUCCCGCCGUUGUCGUCUCACCCCAUGUCAUAGCCCCUCCCCGAGGCCUGGGACACCCCCUCCCCCGGCCCCAUUAUUCCCAGGCCCAACCUCCCACGCAGAACCGAGGUCCCGGCCGGGUCCUUUUCCUCCACCGGCCCGUCUCCCCAGACAGCGAGCACCCCGGCCCGGCCCCCAGCCGAAGACACUCGACACACGUUCUUACCCCUGUCAUCUCAUCCCUCAGCCCAGCGCCACCCCGGAACCCCGGUGUCCUUGGCCCAUUGUCCCUGGGCCUGGCUCCGCGCUGACCGCAGGCUCGGCCCUAGCCCCUGACCCGCGCGUCUCCCCCGGCAACGCGCCGCCACCCGGGAUGCAGCCGGGAGGCUGGGCGGCGGUCAAGGAGGCGGCUGGCCGCGACGUGCUGGCCGCCGACCUCCGGUGCAGCCUCUUCGCCUCGGCGCUGCAGAGCUACAAGCGCGACUCGGUGCUGCGGCCCUUCCCCGCGUCCUAUGCCCGCCACGACUGCAAGGACUUUGAGGCCCUGCUUGCAGAUGCCAGCAAGUUACCCAACCUGAAAGAACUUCUCCAGUCUUCUGGAGACAAAGACGUACGGGCCAGGGAUCUGUUCGAAAAGAUCCAAAAGCUGACUGGUGCCCCUCACACGCCUGUCCCCGUGCCGGACUUCCUGUUUGAAAUUGAAUACUCCAACCCAGCGAACGCCAAAUUUUAUGAGACCAAAGGAGAACGGGACCUAAUCUACGCCUUCCAUGGGAGCCGCCUUGAAAACUUCCAUUCCAUCAUCCACAAUGGGCUGCAUUGCCACCUGAACAAGACGUCCUUGUUUGGGGAAGGGACCUACCUCACCAGUGACUUGAGCCUGGCCCUCAUUUAUAGCCCCCACGGCCUGGGAUGGCAGCGCAGCCUCCUUGGCCCCAUCCUCAGCUGCGUGGCUGUGUGUGAAGUCAUUGAUCAUCCAGAUGUCAAGUGCCAAAUGAAGAAGAAGGAUUCCAAGGAGAUGGAUCGCAGGAGAGCAAGAAUCAAACACAGCGAAGGGGGAGACGUCCCCCCAAAGUACUUUGUGGUCACAAAUAACCAACUCCUGCGAGUGAAGUACCUGCUGGUGUACUCACAGAGGCAGCCCAGCAGGGCUUCCAGCCAGCUGUCCUGGUUUUCCAGCCAUUGGUUUAUGGUCAUGAUAUCCCUGUAUCUGCUGCUGCUGCUUAUUGUGAGUGCCAUCAAUUCCUCAGCUUUCCAUCACUUUUGGAAUCGUGCAAAGAGAUAAUCCCUUGGGGCCUGGUGUGGGGGCCACCUCAACCACGUGCCUUACGAUAUGAUCUGUUCUGUAUCUCCCUUGCCCCAUGUCCAACUGGGUGGAGUCUGGGGGCCAGCUGGGGACCACAGGACAAUUUUCAUACGCCAUAAAUGUAUUGAUUGCCUUUGACAAUGCUCCUGGCCACACUCCGGUCAGUGGGGACCAGGAGGCUCCUCACUCUGAAGUUUCAGGGGAGUCCUCCUGUCUGCUCCUUCCUAAACAAUCCUAGGGAGUUGGCUUUUCUGUCAGGGCCAAAGGAAAAAACCCUGCUGCAUUUAAAAACAAAGUGUCCAAGCUGUCAGUGGUAUGUUUACAAUCGCUCCUGGCGGACGUUGGCCCUUUCUCUAAUGCCUUCUGGAAGGCGGAAUAUGUGUAGUGGGGACUAUAAAUCACGAGGUGGUUGCCUUGUUUUGACUUGAGACACCCAAGAGGAACAGUCAUGUUUCUCAUAAAAAUCGGUGGGAUCGUUUCUGAAUUCCAUCAGCCUUUGUACGUGAGUGCAAAACAUUUUCGCAGUUUUCUCAAAUCCACAAACAGCCUUCUGCUACAGUUGUCACCCCCCUGCCCUAACCAUGGAAGAGAAAGGAAGGAGCCAGAGACUUGAUAAAAAAGACAAACUUGACAAUGAGCAACUCAUGUCAUCUUUUUCUAAAAAUUACCAACUGCUGAUUACAGCUGAAAUGGAAACACAUGUUUGUGUUCUUUUGUUUUUCUUUUCUUUUUUUUCUUUUUUUUAAAUAGCUAUUUGACAAAUUCAUCUUCGGGAGCUGAGUAAAAGGGAGAUUUCUAAACCUAGAGCACUCUUUGGCCAGUGCCUGUAGUCUCUUUCUUGGCCAUGUUUUAGAGAGCCGCAGGCCUUCCCCCUCUUCUCAUUCUCACGAAGCUGCCUUGACUGUGGCCUCCCAGCCACAAGUGCCACGUCGCAGGCCUUCUGUGGGCUGCCGGCCUUCAGGACAGAGGUCUGCCUCAGUCUGCCACAAAGGUGCAUGGACUGAGCCUUCCUUAGAGGGGUUGCAGGUCUUUGGGACUCAGCCUGGGCUUUAAAAGUGCCGAGGAAGCCUCUGGCUGCCCGCGGGAGCUGCAGUUGUCCUUGCUGAUUCUCUGCCCUUCCUUCCUGCCCUGUUUCAGCCAUCGUGGAGCCGCAUCUGAUGUGGGGGGUAGAUUUCUAUAAAGAUGGUGGAAAGUCAGCUUUCUAUAAUCUGUGAAGUUGUGAAAAAGCCACUAUCAUGGUUUUUACAUUGAGUAUGGCAACAUUUCAAAAAUAAUAAAGGUAUUUUCCUAAUUAC